Messenger RNA from Anoplopoma fimbria (sablefish), 873 nucleotides. It is a transcript of the gene hmx3b, whose product is annotated as H6 family homeobox 3b. NCBI's taxonomy places the organism in Eukaryota, Metazoa, Chordata, Actinopteri, Perciformes, Anoplopomatidae. Gene Ontology annotation, biological process: regulation of transcription by RNA polymerase II. Gene Ontology annotation, molecular function: RNA polymerase II transcription regulatory region sequence-specific DNA binding; DNA-binding transcription factor activity, RNA polymerase II-specific. The record is from RefSeq and is a predicted model, not a curated record. Gene Ontology annotation, cellular component: nucleus.
AUGGCAGACUCUGAUGCGCAAGAGACUCGCCAACCUGCAAAAGACUCCCCGUUCUCCAUAAAGAACCUGCUGAACAUCGAAGACAAACCCACAAAACCCAAAAGCUUCCUCGGCUCGUCCAAAGGAUUGUUUGAGGGCAGCUUCUUCUCUCGGCUCGGGGAUUUGUCUUUCCCUCGGUUUGAGUUGCCGGCGCAGAGGAUUGGACUAUCGGCGCAGUACUUGGAGAGGGCGUCCACCUGGUGGUACCCAUACACUCUCGGGACUCAUCUGAGGACUGGAGGCUCUGAGAAGGCCAACCUGAGGGACGCGUCCCCGGCUCCGGACAGACGCUCCCCGGAUCAACAGAAGAGUGACCACGAUGGCAAAGAGGAGAGCGCCGACGACGACAUCGCGCUGGACGACAGCGACUCAGAAGAACCGAAGAAAGAGAGAGACCCGGAGGACGAGUGGAGGAGGAAAACGGACGAGCUGGACUCCGACAGGAAGCCCUGCAGGAAGAAGAAGACCCGCACGGUGUUCUCCAGGAGCCAGGUCUUCCAGCUGGAGUCCACCUUCGACAUGAAGCGCUACCUGAGCAGCUCGGAGAGGGCCGGCCUGGCCGCGUCGCUGCACCUGACGGAGACUCAGGUGAAGAUAUGGUUUCAAAAUCGGAGGAAUAAGUGGAAAAGGCAGCUGGCCGCGGAGCUGGAGGCGGCCAACCUGAGCCACGCGGCGGCGCAGAGGAUCGUGCGGGUCCCCAUCCUGUACCACGAGAGCGGGGCCCCAGAGCCGGCCGGGGGCCCCGCAGGACACUCACCGGGCAGCCAGUCGCUCCUGGCCUUCCCCCACCACAUGUACUAUUCCCACCCGGGCCCCCUGCUGAGGCCCGUGUAA